Molecule: messenger RNA, 783 nt
Organism: Python bivittatus (Burmese python)
Lineage: Eukaryota; Metazoa; Chordata; Lepidosauria; Squamata; Pythonidae
Source: RefSeq, a predicted model, not a curated record
CUACGAAAAUGCGUGGACACCUACGAGCGCCUCUUCAUCUUUUCCGUCGCCAACAUGAGAAACAACAAACUGAAGGACAUUCGCAGCGCCUGGAAACACAGCCGGAUAUUUUUUGGGAAAAACAAGGUGAUGAUGGUGGCGCUAGGUCACGGCCCGUCCGAUGAAUACAAAGAGAAUUUGCACAAGGUCAGCAAGCAUCUGCGGGGAGAAGUCGGCCUCCUUUUCACUAAUCGCACCAAGGAUGAAGUUAUAAACUGGUUUUCUCAGUUCAGAGAGACUGACUUUGCCCGGGCUGGAAACAAGGCAACCUUCACCGUCAGCUUGGAUACGGGGCCCCUGGAACAGUUUUCCCAUUCGAUGGAGCCUCAGCUGAGGCAACUCGGACUGCCAACUGCCCUGAAAAAAGGCGUGGUGACACUCAUCUCAGAUUAUGAGGUUUGCAAAGAGGGGGACGUCCUGACCCCAGAACAAGCUCGCAUCCUGAAACUCUUUGGCUACGCAAUGGCAGAGUUUAAGGUGAUGAUCAGGAGCGUGUGGAACGCUGAGACGGGAGAAUUUGAACAGCUGGAGACCCCCACGGAGGACGCUCCAGGAGAGAUGGAGGAGGAGGAGGAGGAGGAUGAAUCUAAUGAAGAAAACUAGGGCAGAAGAAAUGCCAACAGACUGUUGUUUUUUAAGAGAUUGAUAACUCCUCUCUUUCUCAUUAAUGGAGGACUGAGCUAAUAAUUUAAGGAUAUUAUCACAGUAUGGCUUUUUAUAAAUGUGUAUAUACAUAUAUAUAUA